AUGAAGCUCACUCUAAAGCCAGAAUGGCGCCUGUGGCCGUUGUCUUCUUUCCUUGGUGUUCUCGAUCUCAAGACCGGUGUAACUAUCGCGUUAUUGUUUGCAGUCUUCAAUAAAGUGGCUGGUGUAUAUGGUCUCAUUGCUCUUGCUACUGGUGCGGGUGGCUCCUUUUCCCAGUUCAGUCUGUAUCUGUACUCCCUCUUCGCCCUCUUCGCCCUAUUCUAUGGUUUAAAGGCCGUCGGGCAGGAGGAUCCAAAGAACACGCUAUACUUUGCACAUUUCUUCUUCGCAGACCAUGUUUUCUCCACUGCCUGGACAGUCUUUUUCGCUGUCGUGUGGUGGUUCCAGACACCUCAUGACGGACGUCGAAUGGCCAACUCGCCAGCACAGCUGCAGAUCAUCAAUGCCUCACCUGGAUACCACAACAUGACUGAUGCACAGCGUGAGUUGGCUGCAGAACAAGUUUGGAAUCAUGAAAAAGGCACAGCACUGGCCGUCAUCAUCUUGUCAUGGCUUUCCAAAAUAUACCUUGCCCUUCUUAUCUAUUCGUAUGCAACGCAUCUGCGAAAAGGAUCAUACCGGGCCCUUUCGCGAACGCGAGUACCUACUGCAGCAUCUCCCAACUAUGACGCUGGGUUGGGAUACCCAGACGAUGAGGAGGAAGAGACUGAAGACUUCUAUCGUCUUCCCCUCCGAACCCCAAACACAGGCAACUCCAUCUCGAGCUUCGCAGACUUUAUAAAUGCGCCUGCAGGACGUGCCCGCCCGCAAGCUCCUUCCAUGAGCAAAUUGAACGGAUCUGUUAAUGCUGAAGAGGAGGAAGAGGUCCUAUUCGACGAGGAUGAAAUUUCCCGUGGAUCGAGUUCGCGAGGUCAUUCAAAAAUGGGUACCGAUGAGAGCAGCGCAGAGGAAGAACGCCACGGCUUCGGACGUACACGAUAG
Lentinula edodes (shiitake mushroom) is the source of this 939-nucleotide messenger RNA. RefSeq names its product Inositolphosphorylceramide synthase subunit Kei1-domain-containing protein. Bases 1 to 939 code for a protein of 312 amino acids. Gene Ontology annotation, molecular function: inositol phosphoceramide synthase regulator activity. Gene Ontology annotation, biological process: inositol phosphoceramide metabolic process. The transcript is spliced from 4 exons. The record is from RefSeq and is a predicted model, not a curated record. Lineage: Eukaryota; Fungi; Basidiomycota; Agaricomycetes; Agaricales; Omphalotaceae. Gene Ontology annotation, cellular component: Golgi membrane; inositol phosphoceramide synthase complex.